AGGCCCCAUAAUCUCCAACCUGGCCUUGUCACCUACCUUGUUUCAGUCCCAGCUAAUCUGUAUUUUAGAUCAUCACCAUCUGGGCAGCGGCAUCCUGUUGCAGUUAUUGCUGAGAGAGUGUCCUCUGCUGCUAUUUCUAAAGCAAGGACUGAACACCCAAUGAGAAUUGUUCGUGGAGAAUUGGACAUUACUUUCCCCUCAUCUGCCCCUUUCAAAUUUGAUGUGAGUGGUUUUACCAUCUAUUAUUUCCUAGAACAUUCUUAUGAACUUCAGCUCCAAAUAAAAUCACUGGCUAUGCAGGUUAUUUUGUAACCUACUAAGUACUGACCUACAAUAAUUAACUUCAGUUCUUGGUGAUGCAUUGAGAUAGACUCUCCAUCUGAAAGUAGAUUAUUUUCUUAUGUAAAUUCACUGCUACAAGGUUGAGAAUUGAUUGGUUUCUAGUCAAGUGAUCAGAUCGUUUGUAUUUCUUGAUUUUAAUCAUUUGCUGGCCUCUUUUAUAUGUGCACGUUACAUUUCGAGACUGAUGAUAUCUACAUACAAAGUAUGGAAAGAUUAGGAUGAGGAUCCAACGCGGGGUGUGAAUUUUAAGUAUGGAAUCAUGUUGUGGCCCAUCUCUUUACAUCAUUAGGGAUGCCAAGCUUGCGGAGAAGCUGCUAGUUGAGGCAAUUUUUGAAAACGUUGAGGGAGAUUCAUUUGUGAUUGACAUUAAUUUCACCAUAAGGAGUACUGGCAAACAACCCUAUACUGCUCGCACUACCUUUUACACUUCACAAGAUCCGGAAUGGUACCAAAGGUGGUUUUAGACUAGCAUACAGUUGUACAGGGUUUAAACUAUGGUAGUGUAUGUGGUAGUUAUAGUGGAGGAGCCUCCAAACUUUAUUGUCAACUGCUUAACCGGCUGAUGGAGACGGUAUCUGUUUAAUCUUUAUCUUCAAUGGUGAACCUUGUAAUGGAGAUGGCAUCUUUUUAAGCUUUAUCUUCUGCUUAAGCUUUAUCUUCUGCUUAAGCUUUAUCUUCUGCUUAAGCUUUAUCUUCUCCUAUUAAGGGCUUGUUUGGUUUAA
This is a messenger RNA of Rubroshorea leprosula, 1064 nucleotides long. The record is from the annotation of a GenBank genome assembly. NCBI's taxonomy places the organism in Eukaryota, Viridiplantae, Streptophyta, Magnoliopsida, Malvales, Dipterocarpaceae.